AUGGCCGAUUAUUGCCAACAUGCCAAGCAUCUAGCCGAACAACUUAAGAGCGUUAGGUCUCCAGUUGACGACCGGAUAUUAGUUAUCAAGAUUCCCACUGGUCUAAUCGAACAGUAUGACAGUAUAUCCACAGUCCUUCAAAACCGUGAUCCCCUACCAGACUUCAAUGAGGUUCGUUCCCGCCUCAACAUGGAAAAACAAAAGAAGAAGAGACAGGUCACCCGGGAUUCACAAGCCGCCGCCACAGCCCUCGCCACCACCACAUCCACCCCGUCGCCAAACACCUCCCAACAGCCCUCCUAUUACCCGCCGUCCAACCGGGGACGUGGUCGUACCCGAGGUGGGCGUGGCCACGGCCGCGGCUGUUCCUUCUUUGGACAUGGCAGCAAUCGAUACCCCAAUCAGCAACAGAACCCGGCCAACUCCUACAUUGUAUUCCCGAGUAAUUGGACUGCUUCCCAGUGGGCCAGUCUUCUCAACACUAACAACUCGGCCCAACCCCCCUGUCCAUACCCGUCAAGACCCAACACCCAAUCCUCUCAAGGCAUAUUGGGCCCACGACCUGAUCAGGCUCAUCACACAGGCUACUCACCUACCGACAUCGAACAGGCGCUUUAUUCUUUGGAACUCAACCAGCCGGACCAUGGAUUGAUGGAUACAUGA
Messenger RNA from Helianthus annuus (common sunflower), 663 nucleotides. RefSeq lists its product as uncharacterized. The transcript has a single exon. The record is from RefSeq and is a predicted model, not a curated record. NCBI's taxonomy places the organism in Eukaryota, Viridiplantae, Streptophyta, Magnoliopsida, Asterales, Asteraceae. Bases 1 to 663 code for a protein of 220 amino acids.